Lactuca sativa (garden lettuce) is the source of this 540-nucleotide messenger RNA. RefSeq lists its product as uncharacterized. The record is from RefSeq and is a predicted model, not a curated record. Lineage: Eukaryota; Viridiplantae; Streptophyta; Magnoliopsida; Asterales; Asteraceae.
AUGGGAAAUGAAAACUCAGUUCAAAAGCAAGUUCCAAAAGUAUCUAUUGUCGAACUGAAUGCAAAUUCAGUUCAACUGAAAGUAUUUGUGGAUGAAAAGAAGAAAAAGGUGAUGUUUGCAGAAGCAGAGGAAGACUUUGUGGAAAUCCUUUUCAGUUUUCUCACUUUGCCUCUUGGAACAAUCGCAAGACUCUCAAGAAAAUAUGAAGACAAAGUUGGAAGCUUAACUUCUCUCUAUGAAAGCGUCGAGAAUUUAAGUAUAGAACGUUUCUUUGAGACGUGGUAUAAGGAUUGCCUAGUUUAUCCAAUAAAUUCAUCUGCUCAUGUUUGCGAAAAGCUUAAAGUAAAUCUACAUGGAACAAAGUCAAUCCUUUAUCAGCCUGGUGCAAUCUUUUUCAAAAAGAAGGGUAAAUUCAUCAUUACUGAGGAUCUCAAUAUCAUACCUCUCAUGAUGGACACAAGCAUUUCACUCCUUAAUUCUCUUGGUGUUGAAUCCAUUCAUUUACUACAUGAAAGAACUAUAUUUUUUGGCUUAAAAUAG